Molecule: messenger RNA, 727 nt
Organism: Amborella trichopoda
Lineage: Eukaryota; Viridiplantae; Streptophyta; Magnoliopsida; Amborellales; Amborellaceae
Source: RefSeq, a predicted model, not a curated record
AAGCUUUAAAGAGGGCGCCACAGAGCAAGGAGAUGGUUACACAGAGAGAGGGAGGAGGAAGGAGGAGAUGGUUUCAUGGGGGAGGCGAUGGCUCCAACCCCAUCAAAACCCGGUCGGUUUUCCCUAAAACCGCUAGCGGUCUUCUUCCUCCCGCUUUAGCGGUUUUCUCCAAUCAGGAAUUAUGAAGUUGGAACUUAAGAAAGGAUGGAAAUCGAUGACGCCCAUUCGUUUAAGAGGAAAAUCCUGUACCCGCUUUUGUAUGUUCUCAAAAGUGAGGUCCUCGGACCUAUCUUCUGGUUGCACUCCAGUCUAUCUGAAUGUAUAUGAUUUGACACCCAUGAAUGGGUAUUUCUAUUGGGCUGGCUUUGGAAUUUUCCACUCUGGUGUGGAAGUUCAUGGUGUGGAGUAUGCAUUUGGAGCUCAUGACUAUCCGACAAGUGGGGUAUUUGAGGUGGAGCCUCGCCAAUGUCCAGGUUUUAAGUUCAGAAAGUCCAUAUUUAUGGGCACCACUCGUCUGGACCCUGUUCAAGUGAGGGAAUUCAUGGAAAGGCAGGCAGCAAGCUACACAGGAGACACAUAUCAUCUUAUUGUCAAGAACUGUAACCAUUUCUGCAAGGAUAUCUGUUUCAAGUUGACUGGGAACAAGACCCCAAAGUGGGUGAAUCGGCUCGCCAGAAUAGGUACACACCAGAAAACUCUCUCUCCCCUCUAAUCUAAUCAAUUCUUU